AUGACCCCAGUACAACCAGUUAUCUCUGAAGCUCCAAAUACCGUGACCGUCAACUCCAUAGUUACCCAGCCAGGGACCACCGUUUCUGAGCCGCCACAGACGGUAACUAUCCAGUCUCCUCCCUCCGUCAUCACACCGCUGCCUCAGAUAGUCACGGUUACUGUCCAGCCCUCCUCUACCAGUGUCACUCCAGUGCCGAGCAUAAUCCGUGUCACUGUUCAGGCUCCCGCUUCGAUUGUGUCUAUGCCAGCUACCCCAGCGACUGUCACUGUAACUGCGACGGAGCCGCCGGUUACUUAUACUGUCACUGUGACUGCCAAGCCAGUGACUGAGCCUCCUGUUACUCACUCGGUCACCGUCACUGCCGCACCCCUACCUGCGUCGACCGUAACGGUCAUUCUUACCUCUUCUGCCCCUUACAGUCCGACCUCGCUUGUUGUCAUCCCCGUCACGCCGGCUGCUGCAGCUGCCCCGGGGCUAUCUACCCCUUCUUCCAUGGCUAAUGGCGGUGCUGCUGCUGACGAUGCCAAUGUGUUGUCUGUGGUCCCGACGUCACCUUCGGGAUAUAUUUUCAUCACCAGGACGGAGACAGUCACUACAACAGUUACGACGGUUUCUACAGCCACUGUGUAA
Messenger RNA from Penicillium chermesinum, 633 nucleotides. RefSeq lists its product as uncharacterized. The record is from RefSeq and is a predicted model, not a curated record. NCBI's taxonomy places the organism in Eukaryota, Fungi, Ascomycota, Eurotiomycetes, Eurotiales, Aspergillaceae. The transcript has a single exon. The coding region runs from base 1 to 633 and encodes 210 amino acids.